UGUGCUCUUGUGUAUGCAGUGCUUAUUAGUACACGGACCCUGUCUGUGGAAUUUUGUGUAUAUUUCGUCAUACACUCAGUUACACUAUGGAUUUUCCCUCUUAUGAAUAUUGCCUCUGUGCAAUUCUUAAGCAUUGUGGAGUAUAUACGCCGGUUUGGACUUGACACCGUUGUGCAUGGAGGUGGAGAAAAGUGCGGCAUCUGUGAGAAGACCGUGUACGCCCAGGAGAGGAUUGAAGCCGGAGGGAAGCCCUUCCAUAAGCUCUGCUUCAAAUGUACGGAGUGCAAGAUGUCUCUGAAUUUGAACAACUAUGCCCAGGCUGACGGUAUUCUCUACUGCAAGAACCACUAUCAGAAGUGUGUGGUUGCACAGAACACGCAGGCGAUGGUUUUAUAACGAUCCACAGGGAAGUUUUUCUGUCAAACCACAGCUCUAGAGCCGUUAGAACAAAUGUCAUCACUAAACUUCUGGGUUAUUUGAUAAAAGCUGGUAUCAUGGAAAGGGAUGAAGCACAGCUGACAGUCUUUACUCGAAUCGACGACGGGCCGGAAAUAGAGCUAUUCGGCUACACCUAUCGGUAUAUUAGGUCAACGUUCGAUAACUGUUCAGUGCUUCAACACAUUUUGUGAGUCACCAGUGCUACAGUGUAAUUUGCAUUUGUCUGUCAUUAUUUAUUUUACAGUUUAUAACCUCGGCUACUAGAGCAAUCACAUCUUGCAAAGAAUUUUUUGUUACGUGUAAAAAUCAUGUAAAACUUAUGAUAGGAUCCAUGGGCAUUGCUUUAUGUCCCUGUCUUACAUGCUGUGGGUGAUGUGUGCGUAAAUGUAGUUUUAGGAUGAGCAUUAAAAGUAACACGACCGAUUACGAAGAUCAUGUAAAACGCCAUGCUAUCAAAAACGUGUGAUAUUAAGUUAGAUUAUCUUCCUUAGGUGUGUUUUAUAAAUAUUUUCAUAUUUUCAUCUUCAUUCCCUUUGUGAAUGGUAUAUCAGUAGCAAGACCAAUGAGAACAGUGCCUUUCUCGUCCAAUGAUUUUUCAGCUUUAGGCUCCUAUUUACAUACAUGAUAUAUUCGGAUAAUGGACAUUUCAGACUGCACGCAAUGACCUCUAGUCCUCUUCAUAUAAGGCCCGGGAAAAACCAUCAUCGUGUGAAAACCAUUAAGCUGUUUUAUUAUGUAACUUAUACUUUUUAUUGAAAUAAAUACUCACACCUUAUUAAA
Liolophura sinensis is the source of this 1218-nucleotide messenger RNA. RefSeq lists its product as uncharacterized. Lineage: Eukaryota; Metazoa; Mollusca; Polyplacophora; Chitonida; Chitonidae. The coding region runs from base 103 to 396 and encodes 97 amino acids. The record is from RefSeq and is a predicted model, not a curated record. The transcript has 3 exons.